GAGCAUAUAUAAUUGGCCUGAUUUAAGAAGGAACCAUUCACCCGGCCGGCCUUCUCCCCAGAUCUGGAGCCUGAGAAAAUGACCUGAAAUCAAAAAGGAGAAAUUGAGAAUCAUGGUUUAGGUGGCCAGAACUGUCUCCUUUGAUGGAAAGGGGGCAACUGCCUGAAGUUGGAGCCUGAGCUGUGUCCUUUGGGUCUGUCCAGGGCUGCCUCCUUCCAGCUGAGCCCUCUCAUCUAGGGCUAUCAAGUGUGGCAGGAUUCUUCAGAAGACCCAGUGGGAGGCUGGUGGGACAGGUUGGAGACCAUGGUCUCCUUACAAGAGGACAGACAGGAGGAGGCUGUCUGCCCCAUCUGCCAAGAACACCUGAAGGAGGCUGUGAGCACGGACUGCAAACACCUCUUCUGUCGUGUGUGCCUGGCCCAGCACAUGGAGAAGGCCUUGGCCUUUGGGGCUCUCUGCUGUCCCCUCUGCCGGAAGCCCUAUUCUGAGAGGGUACUGGGGGAAGGCUACAUCUGCCACAAGCACCAGAAGAGGUUUCAGAGGUUCUGUGAGAAGAGCAAAUGUCUACUGUGCGUAGAAUGCCUGGAGUCCCCUGAACACCAGUCUCAUUCUGAGCCGACCAUUGAAAAUGCCAUCAGUCACUACAAGGAACGACUCACCCGCCGGUUCAGGAAGCUCAGAAAGGACAUUGGAGAACUUCAGCGGCUCAAGGCUCAGGAGGAGGAGAAGCUGCAGGCUCUGCAGUUUCAGGUAGACUGUGGAAACCACAAGUUGGAGGCUGAGCUGGUGAGUCAGCACCAAAACAAGGGACAACUGGAUAUUAUCCCUCAACAGCAGCUGGAGGACACAUCAGCAGAAGAGGCCAGAAUCCUUGAGCUCUCCAAGGCAAUAGCACAGAUCAGCCUUCUGGUUGCUGAUCUGGAGAGUACAGCCAAGGAGUUGGAUGCCAAUACACUGACGACUGCCAGUGACUUACUGAAAAGGAGUACUCCAAAGAAUCUAGAUGAACUCCUCUCUCUGCUUGCUCCAGCUGGUCCAGUGGCCAAUUAAUCUUCCUGGUGCAUCAUCAGGUCUGCCAUCUCCAGAACACAUACCUAUUUCGUCAUCCCUACAGCCGUGAUCUGAUGCCUGGAUCUCUGACACUUGGACUCAAUCUCCUUCCUGAAUGAGGUUCAUGCUAUGGCUCUCACUGUGGAGGUCAGAUCCAUGAUCUCCAGGACCACUUACAUGAUCUCCAUUUUGCCUGUAAACCAAUGGUAUUAAAAUAAGCACCCAGGUAUCUGGGUGGCAUGAGCUCACCAAUGAUGAUGCCACGUUAGUACAUGGAUCCCAGCAGGUUUGUGGGAGGAAUAUUUCUUCUGAGCUUCAGUAGCACCUGUUCUUUGUACCAUCCAACUGUCAUGGUAGACAGACUCCAGGGGGGAUCCCCAUGAUUCUCACCUCUUGGUGUUCAUGCCCUUGUGUGACUUCCUUCCCCUGAGUAGACUGGGAAUCAUUACUUGCUUCUCAUCAAUGAAAAAUGGCAAAGAUGGUGGAGUGUCACUCUAGUACUAUGUUACUUGGCUUAGGAUUCCUCCUUCCUAGCAGACUCAACUCUAGAAGCUCUACUUGCUGACCUGUUGAAGUGGGAGGAUCUACCUUCUAACCAGUAGGAACAGGGACCCUUAGUCUCCCAGCUAUAAGAAAAUGAAUUCUGCCAACAUCUGAGUAAGACUGGAAGUAGAUUCUUUUCCACUUGAGCUCCCAGAUAAGAACCUGGUUCAGCUGACACCUUGAUGACAGUCUUAUGAGACCCUACACAGAACAUUCUGUUAAGUUAUGCCCAAAUUUUUGACCCCCCCAAAAACUGAGACAAUAAAUAUGGAUUGUUUAAGGUAGUAAACUUAUGGUAGUAUUAAUGGAAAAUGGAUAACUAAUAUAAUUGUAUAUUAAUUACUUAUUCAUGUAUCUCACUUCUUUGGGUGAGCAAAGAUAUUACUCUAUGUUCUCAAUUGUUGGUGCCUGGCUCAUAGUUGGUGCAUAAUAAAACUGUAAAUGGAGGCA
Marmota flaviventris (yellow-bellied marmot) is the source of this 2043-nucleotide messenger RNA. Lineage: Eukaryota; Metazoa; Chordata; Mammalia; Rodentia; Sciuridae. The record is from RefSeq and is a predicted model, not a curated record.